Messenger RNA from Platichthys flesus (European flounder), 3910 nucleotides. Its product is annotated as elongation factor 2b. Gene Ontology annotation, cellular component: cytosol; ribonucleoprotein complex. The transcript has 14 exons. Gene Ontology annotation, biological process: translational elongation. The coding region runs from base 135 to 2711 and encodes 858 amino acids. Gene Ontology annotation, molecular function: GTP binding; translation elongation factor activity; ribosome binding. The record is from RefSeq and is a predicted model, not a curated record. Lineage: Eukaryota; Metazoa; Chordata; Actinopteri; Pleuronectiformes; Pleuronectidae.
CAUCAGCGCCCCCUGCUGCAGCCUCUGCCCUGCAGCAGCAGUAGCAGCAGCAGCAGCAGCACCGGGACUGCCUGUCCUCCAAGAGUUCACAGCAAUAAACCGACUCACACGAAUAGCAACCACCUGCAGACAAAAUGGUGAACUUCACAGUGGAUCAGAUCCGUGCCAUCAUGGACAAGAAGUCCAACAUCAGAAACAUAUCCGUGAUCGCCCACGUGGAUCACGGCAAGUCCACGCUGACUGACUCGCUGGUGUCCAAGGCGGGGAUCAUCGCAUCGUCCCGGGCAGGGGAGACCCGUUUCACAGACACGCGCAAAGACGAGCAGGAGCGCUGCAUCACCAUCAAAUCCACGGCCAUCUCCUUGUACUACGAGCUCGAAGACAAUGACUUGGCGUUUAUCAAGCAGGGUAAAGACGGCAACGGCUUCCUCAUCAACCUCAUUGAUUCUCCGGGUCACGUUGACUUCUCCUCUGAGGUAACCGCUGCCCUCAGGGUGACUGACGGAGCCCUGGUGGUGGUGGACUGUGUCUCAGGCGUGUGUGUACAAACGGAGACCGUGCUGCGGCAGGCCAUCGCUGAGCGAAUCAAACCGGUUCUGAUGAUGAACAAGAUGGACCGCGCACUGCUCGAGCUGCAGCUGAAGCCCGACGAGCUCUUCCAGACCUUCCAGCGCAUCGUGGAGAACGUCAACGUCAUUAUCUCCACCUACGGAGAGGACGAGGGAGGACCCAUGGGAAGCAUCAUGAUUGACCCUAUCAUCGGCACAGUCGGGUUCGGCUCUGGCCUCCACGGCUGGGCAUUCACCCUAAAGCAGUUUGCUGAGAUGUACGUAGCGAAGUUUGCUUCGAAAGGAUAUGCUCAGCUGGGACCAGCAGAGAGGAGUAAGAAAGUGGAGGACAUGAUGAAGAAGUUGUGGGGAGACAGAUAUUUUGAUCCAAGUGUCGGCAAAUUUAGUAAGACAGCUAUCGGUCCCGAUGGUCAGAAACUCCCUCGCACCUUUUGCCAGCUUGUUUUGGACCCCAUCUUCAAGGUGUUCGAUGCCAUCAUGAACUUCAAUAAGGACGAGGCGGCCAAACUCAUUGAGAAGCUGGAUGUCAAACUGGACUCGGAGGACAAGGACAAGGAGGGGAAGCCCCUGCUGAAGGCCGUAAUGCGUCGCUGGCUGCCGGCUGGAGAGGCCCUGCUCCAGAUGAUCACUAUCCACCUGCCCUCCCCCGUCACUGCACAGAGAUACCGCUGUGAGCUGCUGUACGAGGGGCCAGGAGACGACGAGGUUGCCAUGGGUAUCAGGAACUGUGACCCCAAGGCUCCGCUGAUGAUGUACAUCUCCAAGAUGGUGCCAACCACCGACAAGGGUCGUUUCUACGCCUUUGGCCGUGUGUUCUCUGGAUGUGUGUCCACUGGUCAGAAAGUUCGCAUCAUGGGGCCAAACUUCACGCCCGGCAAGAAAGAGGACCUCUACUGCAAACCCAUCCAGAGGACCAUUCUGAUGAUGGGCCGCUAUGUGGAGCCUAUUGAAGACGUCCCAUGCGGCAACAUCGUGGGUCUUGUUGGAGUUGACCAGUACCUUAUUAAGACAGGGACCAUUACCACCUUUGAACAAGCCCACAACAUGAGGGUGAUGAAGUUCAGCGUGAGCCCGGUGGUCAGAGUCGCUGUGGAGGCCAAGAACCCCGCUGACCUGCCCAAGCUGGUGGAGGGUCUGAAGCGCCUGGCCAAGUCCGACCCCAUGGUGCAGUGCAUCAUCGAGGAGUCCGGGGAGCACAUCGUCGCCGGAGCGGGGGAGCUGCACCUGGAGAUCUGCCUGAAAGACCUGGAGGAGGACCACGCCUGCAUUCCACUGAAGAAAUCAGACCCAGUCGUUUCUUACAGAGAGACAGUGUCAGAAGAAUCAGACCAGAUGUGUUUGUCCAAGUCGCCCAACAAGCACAAUCGUCUCUUCAUGAAGUCCCGUCCUUUUCCUGACGGCCUGGGUGAGGAUAUCGAGAAGGGGGACGUCAGCGCUCGGCAGGAGCUGAAGGUUCGCGCUCGAUACCUCGCAGACAAGUACGAGUGGGAGGUGACGGAGGCCAGGAAGAUCUGGUGCUUCGGUCCAGACGGGUCGGGGCCCAACCUGCUGAUAGACAUGACGAAGGGAGUUCAGUACCUCAACGAGAUCAAGGACAGUGUGGUGGCCGGUUUCCAGUGGGCAACCAAAGAGGGCGCGCUAUGUGAGGAAAACAUGCGAUCCAUUCGCUUCGACAUUUAUGAUGUGACGCUGCACACAGACGCCAUCCACCGUGGUGGAGGGCAGAUUAUUCCCACAGCUCGUAGGGUCCUGUACGCCUGCCAGCUCACCGCUCAGCCCCGUCUCAUGGAGCCCAUUUACCUGGUGGAGAUACAGUGCCCCGAGCAGGUGGUCGGUGGGAUCUAUGGCGUGUUAAACAGGAAACGAGGUCACGUGUUCGAGGAAUCCCAGGUGAUGGGAACUCCCAUGUUCGUGGUGAAAGCCUUCCUGCCUGUCAACGAGUCAUUUGGGUUCACAGCUGACCUGCGCAGUAACACUGGAGGACAGGCCUUCCCUCAAUGCAUAUUUGACCACUGGCAGAUUCUCCCGGGGGACCCCAGCGAUCCCACCUGCAGAGCCCACCAAGUUGUUGCUGAGAUUAGGAAACGCAAAGGCCUGAAAGAAGGCAUCCCCCUCCUCGAAAACUACUUGGACAAAAUGUAAACUCCGACCCUGGAUUAAAAAGAUUUAAACCAAAUCAAUCUCUAAACCCUACCCCGUGGGCACUUUAAAAUCUUUGUACAGGCUUACAGAUACUUUGCACAAAAUUCUUUGGCUAUGAGUCCAGAGCAGAAACAAUGCUUACAUUUUCGUUUGAGGCUAGUGGAAGCCGCAAUGCUAUCUUUUUUUUUCAUUUCACGGCUGAAGGACACCAAGUGCCUAGGGCAAGGGUUUUGGGGAACAAUUAGAUUAAAGCAGUAGUAUUGAAAAAUCCUUGUUUCUUCUAUUCCUCCUUAUCCCCCCCCGACUCCUCUGCCAGGACGGGCCUGUUCACUGCACUGUGAUACUGCUGCAAUAACGUGUAUUUAAAUGGUUCAUGGUAAAAUAAAACCAUGGGAAUUACAUUAAAGUGUUACAGAAUUUAAAGCUUCCUGAAUUGGACCUUUGUUCAGUGGAUGUACUGAAUUAAAACAUUUAAGCAUGAGGAAAAAUGUGACUCCUGAAAUGUUGUUAUUGCUACAGUCAGCUGAGAGAAGCUGAAGGGAAAGUUUGACAUUUUGAGAUAUAAGAAUAUUGACUUUAUGAAAGUGAGUUAGACAACACUAUUGAUACUGAUUAAUGUCUUUGCGGCCCCUGUUGACUCCCACUAUAUGUGUCAGCGUUUCCAGAGACAACCAGAAAACCAACAGUACACUGGAUUAGAAAUAACCAGUUGAUUGAUUUAAAAGUUGAUUAACAGAAAGGAAACGAUAAGCGAUUAAACAUUUAUCAUAUUAUUGAGGAAAAAUACAACAAUUCAACAGCAUUGGCUUCUCUUAUGUGAAUAUUUGCUUGGCUGUCGCUUCAGUGACCAUUUCGACAAUUACCAAUGUAAUAUUAAAUAAUGAUGGAUUGCUAUUUCUUAAUUCACGAGUUAUCGGGGUUUGGUAAUGCAUAUACUGUAUAAUAAUUAAGAAAAAAAUAAAAGAUUCAAAUACUGAUAAGGCAACUGUUGAAUCUUCAAUGUUUCAGUCUGCCAUGCUAAUUUCUCAGUUAAUGUAAACUAAGAACUCAAGGAAUAAAAGUAGGCCAUUUCAUUAUCUUUAUAUUUUAAAUACUCAAUUCAUCAAAGUCAAUAACUGUCAGGUAGAGUGAUGAUGAAAAUACUUGUUUGUUACAUCAAAGGUUUUUGUGCUAAUGACACGACGGAGAGAAACUUGAUU